This is a messenger RNA of Maudiozyma barnettii, 2250 nucleotides long. It is a transcript of the gene DUR3, whose product is annotated as Dur3p. The transcript has a single exon. The coding region runs from base 1 to 2250 and encodes 749 amino acids. Lineage: Eukaryota; Fungi; Ascomycota; Saccharomycetes; Saccharomycetales; Saccharomycetaceae. Gene Ontology annotation, molecular function: urea transmembrane transporter activity; putrescine transmembrane transporter activity; spermidine transmembrane transporter activity. Gene Ontology annotation, biological process: spermidine transport; putrescine transport; urea transmembrane transport. The record is from RefSeq and is a predicted model, not a curated record. Gene Ontology annotation, cellular component: plasma membrane.
AUGGGGGAAUUUAAAGCCAUUCUUCCUCAAGGUGCCGGGUAUGCCAUCAUUGUCGGUCUUGGUGCAGUCUUUAUGUUCGGUAUGAUUGCUACUACUCAUAUGCUAAGGCGUUACCAAAAGGAAAUUAUGACCGCCGAAGAGUUUACUACCGCUGGUAGAACAGUUAAGACAGGGUUAGUGUCUUCUGCCGUCGUUUCAAGUUGGGUUUGGGCUUCCACACUAUUGACUUCAUGUGCAAAAGAAUACGGUACAGGUAUAUUUGGUGGGUACUCUUACUCUGCAGGUGCUAGUUUCCAAAUUAUUGCAUUUUCUAUCUUAGCAAUUAAGACUAAACAAAAAGCACCAAAUGCUCAUACAUAUUUAGAGAUCAUUAAAUGUAGAUAUGGUAAAUUAGCUCAUAGCGUAUACUUAUUCUACGCUUUUGCUACUAAUAUUCUAGUCACCGCUAUGCUUUUAACCUCAGGUUCUGCUGUUUUCAGUGAUUUGACAGGUAUGAGUUCUAUUGCUGCGGCGUUCCUUUUACCAUUAGGGGUCGUCAUCUAUACAAUGUUUGGUGGUAUUAGAGCUACAUUUUUAACGGAUUAUAUCCAUACGUGUGCAAUUAUUAUCAUUGUACUGUUUUUUGCUUUUAGAGUUUAUGCAACUAGUGAUGUGUUGGGGUCUCCAGGAAAAGUUUACGAUUUAGUUAGAGAAGCUGCUAAAAGAUCUCCUGUCUCGGGUAAUUAUAAAGGUGAAUAUAUGACAAUGGAAUCCAAGUCUGCUGGUAUUUUCUUAGUUAUUAACUUAGUAGGAAAUUUUGGCACUGUGUUCUUAGAUAACGGUUACUGGAAUAAAGCUAUCUCGGCAUCUCCAGCAGCUACUUUACCUGCUUAUGUCAUGGGUGGGUUGGCUUGGAUGCCUAUACCAUUCUUAAUCUCUUUGACUAUGGGAUUUGCAUGCUUAGCUACGGAACACGAUCCAAGUUUUCCAACAUAUCCAGAUCCGUUAAGUUCGUACCAAGUCAGUCAGGGUCUGGUGUUACCAGCUGCAGCUGUAUCUGUAAUGGGUAAAGGUGGGGCUGUUGCUACCUUAUUAAUGGUAUUUCUAGCAAUCACUAGUGGGGUUGCUGCUGAAGUUAUUAGUGUUGCAUCGGUAUUCACUUACGAUGUCUACAGAGAAUAUUUCAAUCCAAGGGCAUCAGGUAAACAAUUAAUCUAUUCUUCUCACAUUGCGUGCUUGACAUUUGGGGUAGCAAUGAGUGGGUUUUCUGUUGGGUUAACAUACGGGUAUAUAAGUAUGGGUUAUAUCUAUGAAAUUAUGGGUAUUAUCAUAUCUAGUGCAGUGCUUCCAGUCAUCCUGACUCUAUGUUGGAAACAACAAAACAAAGUCGCCGUCAUUGUUGCUCCUGUUUUAGGAACCGGCCUGGCUAUUAUGUCGUGGUUGGUUUGCACCAAAUCUUUAUACAAAGAAUUGACCAUCGAUACUACAUUCGAGGAUUAUCCAAUGUUAGCAGGAAACGUUGUUGCUUUAUGUUCUCCCUGUAUUACAAUUCCAAUCUUAACAUAUGUGUUUAAACCACAAAGAUUCGAUUGGGAGAUUUUAAAGAGUAUUAAGAGAGCCGAUGAAACCGAGGAAUUGAUUGAAUUAGAAGAAGAACAAGAUGCCGAACAGGCUCUUGGGUUAGAAUCCAUACAAUCUAAUGAUAGUCACGAUCCACUAAACAAGAAUUCCAGCGAUUCUGGUAAUGAAGAAAAGCAAGAAUUAAGAGUUACGGAGAGUAAGAUAAAACCUAUUAAGACUAUACUAAGUAGUAUACAGAAAGAAACUCCAGAAGAAUUAAAAGAAGAACUUGAAAGGGAGAAGAAAGCACUGGCAAGAGGACUAAAGAUCGCUUAUGGUCUCUGUAUAUUCUUUGCAUUUGCAUUCUUACUGGUAUGGCCUAUCCCAAUGUAUGGUUCACAUUAUAUUUUCAGUAAGAAAUUUUUUACUGGCUGGGUUGUCGUUCAAAUCAUUUGGAUGUUCAUUAGUGCCUUUUGUGUCAUUCUAUUCCCACUAUGGGAAGGUAGACACGGUAUCUAUACUACUUUACGUGGUAUAUAUUGGGACUUGACUGGUCAAACAUACAAACUAAGAGAAUGGCAGAACUCUAGUCCUGAAGAACUUCAUAUUGUGAAGAGUCAAAUCAGUGCUAGAAUUCAUAACAUAGAAUCUUACAACAAUGAGCGAAACCUCGGGAUUGAUGACAUUAUUGAUACCGAAUCACCAAAGUAA